AUGGAGGAGGGUGAUGUGACAGCAACAACCUCUCCAUUAUUUUUACAUGAAGCCCAAAUCUCACUAGCCUCGACAGCUUUUGCGAGGGCACUUCCAUGUGUCCACGCUCGACCUGCACCACAGUGGAAUCGCGGUGCAGAUCAUUUAAAGUGGUCACACUUCAAUCUCGUGGCAAGAAUGUGGCACCUCUACGGUCUUCUCGUAUUCGAAUUGCUAGUGAUGUUGCCAUCGGAUGCAAAAGGGGCCUAUGUAGAUCAAGAGCUGAUCAAUUUAGCGAGUAGGAUAUGGGACGCGGAUCCGCAUCGACUUCAAGUUGGAAAAGACCUAAAGCUGGAUUGGCAAGGCAUAGUUGGCGAAAACGACGCAGGACGUGAUGUUGCUCCCAAGCCGUUGUUUAGCGUUAACACGCAGGGUUUCAAAAAUAAUCCAGUUGUUGACUCAUUUAUCGCGCUGCUGGACAACUACGAGCAUCGUAUUGGCUUCUCCGAGGUGGAAACACUGGAAAAGAAGGCAGAGAUCCAAAGAUUUUUAGACGCAGUUCUGAGAACACCAACAAUGCGAAGCUUUCACACCUACUUGUGGAACCUCAAACUUGCUAGCCCAAAGCUGUCCGAAUUUAAGAAAGAAUUGCAUGACAUUUGGUUCAAACCCUAUAAAAGAGUUAGGAGUGGUGAUUCUUCCCCUUUCGAACACGUCUUUGUUGGUGAGACGAAACAAAAAAAUGUUAUAGGAAUGCACAACUGGAUUACUUUCUAUUUGAACGAGAAGGAGGGAAUCAUCGACUACUACGGGUACGGCCGUCCGAAGUCUGAAGAUCCCGAUUUUAAGCGCACCCUUCGGUUCGGCAUGUAUGAUACCUUCGAAAAACCUCACAGCACAAUCCUCUUUGGAUCCUCGGUGGAGUUCGAAUUUGGCCUCUACACUACAGUCUUUCUAAAGGCAAGAGAACUCUUUAAAAACAAACAAGAUUGGCCGCCUUUCCUUCUCAAUUUGGAAGGCAAACAAGUGCUUGUACAAUGCCAUGGGAAGAAUAAAAAUCGGAUGGGCUCUUGCUACUUCAAGUAG
Messenger RNA from Echinococcus granulosus, 1065 nucleotides. Its product is annotated as Poly(U)-specific endoribonuclease. Gene Ontology annotation, molecular function: RNA endonuclease activity. The record is from RefSeq and is a predicted model, not a curated record. Lineage: Eukaryota; Metazoa; Platyhelminthes; Cestoda; Cyclophyllidea; Taeniidae. The coding region runs from base 1 to 1065 and encodes 354 amino acids. The transcript is spliced from 7 exons.